Pseudo-nitzschia multistriata is the source of this 1255-nucleotide messenger RNA. Lineage: Eukaryota; Bacillariophyta; Bacillariophyceae; Bacillariales; Bacillariaceae. The record is from the annotation of a GenBank genome assembly.
UACGCUUUUCGGGAAGUAGGUUCGUUGGGUGCUUUAUGAUGUCUGCCUUCUUGGUUGCUGUUGCCGGUGUUGCAACUUUCCGAUUCGCAGCAGAUAGAUAAAGACUGUUGUAAUAAAUAACAUCGAGCAACAAACACCAUGUUCAAGGCAACAAUCCUAGCAACUCUUCUUGCGUCGGCUUCGGCCUUCGCCCCUUCUCAAUUCAGUGGUAGGUUAGACACAAACCCAGACGGACCGGAAAUAGUUUAGGAAAUGUCGCCGGAGGACAAUACAGAGCUCUUAGACCCAGACCGAACGAAAACAUAUAUUGUACUUACUGUGGUAGACUUUCUGUGAUCUAGAGAAAAAUGCUCACCUCAAUCAAUUGCUUUGUGAAUUCUAACUGUCUGGUUGACUUUAGGACGUGCGUCCACUGUUGUCAGAUCAGAGGAGGCGGCUGAAGAAGUAGAAGCCCCUCCCGCCUACGUUGCCAGCACUGCCCUUCCUUUCCUUGAAUACCCUCCUAAUCUUGCUGGAUAUGUUGGUGAUGCCGGAUUCGAUCCAUUCCGUUUCUCCGACUUCGUCCCUAUGGACUUCCUUCGAGAAGCCGAACUUAAGCACGGACGUAUAUGCCAGCUCGCCGUUCUUGGUUUUGCUGCCGUGGACAUGGGAUUCCGAAUCUACCCUCUUCCUGAGGCGUACAAGGGACUCACCUCGGUCACUGCCCACGACGCCCUUGUCGAACAAGGUGCCAUGAGCCAGCUGUUCUUGUGGAUCGGUCUUGCCGAAGUCCUCGGAACCGUUGCUCUUAUGCAAACUUUGCAGGGAUCCGGACGUGCAGCUGGUGAUUUUGGACUUGACCCUGUUGGUUUCCUCGCCGGAAAGUCGGAAUCCGAGAUCAACGAGAUGAAAGAAAAGGAAAUUACCCACUGCCGAUUGGCUAUGAUGGCGUUCAGUGGCAUGGUUACACAAGCUGUUUUGACCCAAGGACCUUUCCCUUACGUCUAAGUCUGGAAUCGUAGCGUGGGGCGCAACGAGACACGACUCGAUGUACAAACCACACAUGGACGACGGUGUUCUACCACCAAUGAAUAGACAUGCCCACUUCUAUGCGUUGUAUUUCUAAGAUACCCGUUCCCUUCUUGAGUGUUCCGUGCGCAUAGUACUGUAGGCAGACUUUCGUCUGAAGUCUCAUGUAUCUAUCAACCUGCUGUCACAGCCGCAGCAUUAAUAACUUUUCGACCUAGCUACUUUAAUCGGGAUGUUAAAUACGAGA